AUGGCAAUUGGAAGAGAUCCUAAUUAUUGGACGAAUCCUCAAGAUAUUUACCCAGAGAGGUUCUUGAACUCAUCUAUCGAUUAUAAGGGAACAAACUUCGAAUAUGUACCAUUCGGUUCUGGAAGAAGGAUGUGUCCUAGCAUGUUGUUUGGAAUGGCUAAUGUCAGGUUGGGCCUAGCCAAUUUGCUCUUCCAUUUUGAUUGGAAACUUCCCGUUAGACUUCAACAUCUGGAUUUGACUAAAGAUUCAGGAAUCUCUGUCUCAAGCAAACAACUAUUGCGCCUCAUCUCUAUUGCAGCGAGCAAUUGA
Linum tenue is the source of this 309-nucleotide messenger RNA. Lineage: Eukaryota; Viridiplantae; Streptophyta; Magnoliopsida; Malpighiales; Linaceae. The record is from the annotation of a GenBank genome assembly.